UAAUUUUUUCGGAUCUUGACGAGUCUACGAUUGAGCAUAUGCUGAGACAGUUACGUAAACUACCAUGGACUGAAUGUGAACCGUACAUUUUGAAGUGUUUCUUGAAGGUUCAUAAGGGAAAAUAUGGUCAGAUUCAUUUGAUUGCGUCUCUCACUGCUGGUCUGAGUCGCUAUCAUGAUGAUUUUGCAGUAGCUGUUGUUGAUGAGGUUUUGGAAGAAAUCAGGCUAGGAUUAGAGUUGAAUGACUAUGGUAUGCAGCAACAGCGCAUUGCCCCUAUGCGUUUCUUGGGGGAAUUAUACAACAAUGAGCUUGUCGAUUCAUCUGUCAUUUUUGAUACACUCUAUUUGAUUCUUGUUUUUAGCCAUGGGACUGCAGAGCAAGAUACAUUGGAUCCACCAGAAGACUGUUUUCGCAUCAGGAUGGUUAUCAUACUUCUAGAGACUUGUGGGCAUUAUUUUGAUAGAGGUUCGUCGAAGAGAAAACUCGAUCGGUUCUUAAUUCAUUUCCAAAGAUACAUAUUAAGCAAAUGUGCACUGCCACUGGAUAUUUAGUUUGA
Olea europaea var. sylvestris is the source of this 556-nucleotide messenger RNA. Its product is annotated as regulator of nonsense transcripts UPF2-like. Gene Ontology annotation, molecular function: protein binding; RNA binding. Gene Ontology annotation, cellular component: cytoplasm; exon-exon junction complex. Gene Ontology annotation, biological process: nuclear-transcribed mRNA catabolic process, nonsense-mediated decay. The record is from RefSeq and is a predicted model, not a curated record. Lineage: Eukaryota; Viridiplantae; Streptophyta; Magnoliopsida; Lamiales; Oleaceae. The transcript is spliced from 3 exons. Bases 39 to 551 code for a protein of 170 amino acids.